Messenger RNA from Ceutorhynchus assimilis (cabbage seed weevil), 1084 nucleotides. Lineage: Eukaryota; Metazoa; Arthropoda; Insecta; Coleoptera; Curculionidae. The record is from the annotation of a GenBank genome assembly.
GGUUCCACUGAUUCGAAAUGUGAUCUGCGAACGAAUCUGAAACAUAACCUAUAAUAUAUUUGUUUUUGUUUGGGUUUGGCCUGAUAUAUCAUAAUUUUUCGAAAAAUUGUAUUUAUUUUUAUCUUUCUAAUUAUAAUCGGUUAAAUGAAGUCCGUAAUGCGAACAAUCCGUACAGCUCUGAUCCAGUCUCGUGUUGGGACAAACCGCACUGAAAAUCUGGAAAAUGCCUCGAAACUUAUCAGCCAAGCGAAAAAUUCUGGGGCAAAGUUGAUUUCCUUGCCUGAGUGCUUCAAUUCACCCUACGGAACCAAGUUUUUUAAUGAGUAUGCCGAAUCCAUACCGAAUGGACCGACUUCAGAAAUGUUAUCGAAAGCAGCCCGAGAAAAUCAAGUCUAUUUGGUAGGAGGUACGUUUCCCGAAAUAGAAAAUGAAAAGUUUUAUAAUACUUGUACUGUCUGGAAUCCAGAAGGAAAACUUGUAGCGAAAUAUCGUAAAAUGCAUUUGUUUGACAUCGAUAUACCAGGUGGAAUAACAUUUAAAGAAUCUGAUGUAUUAUUUGCUGGAAAUGAAUUAGCUAUAUUUGACGUUGAAGGCGUUAAAGUUGGACUGGGAAUAUGCUAUGAUUUGAGAUUCGAAGAACUAGCAAAACUGUACAGAUUGAAAGGUGUAGAAAUUCUGAUUUACCCUGCUGCAUUUAAUACAACAACAGGCCCAAUGCAUUUUGAACUCCUGCAGAGGUCCAGAGCAGUCGAUAAUCAAGUAUUUGUUUUUGCAAUCAGUCCAGCAAGAGGCGAUCAAGGUUAUAUUGCCUGGGGUCAUUCACAAAUCACAAGUCCUUGGGCCAAGGUAAUUGCACAAGCCAAAGAAGGGGAAGAGAUAAUUUAUGGAGAUAUUGAUUUGAGUGAAUGUGAUAAAGUCAGGCAGCAGAUACCCAUAUUUCAUCAAAGGAGGAAUGAUAUUUAUAAUACUGUUGAGAUUGGGGCCUUUAGUUCAAAGUAAUAGCAAUAAAUAAUAAAUAUAUUGAUUUAACUGUUAUGUAUUUUCUAAGAAUAAAUUAAAAUGAUUUGUUAUUUUGGAUUCAGAA